This is a messenger RNA of Gopherus evgoodei (Goodes thornscrub tortoise), 3755 nucleotides long. RefSeq names its product caveolin 2 (gene CAV2). Gene Ontology annotation, biological process: insulin receptor signaling pathway; caveola assembly; positive regulation of MAPK cascade. The transcript is spliced from 3 exons. Gene Ontology annotation, molecular function: molecular adaptor activity; protein kinase binding. Gene Ontology annotation, cellular component: cytoplasmic vesicle; Golgi apparatus; caveola. Bases 88 to 564 code for a protein of 158 amino acids. The record is from RefSeq and is a predicted model, not a curated record. Lineage: Eukaryota; Metazoa; Chordata; Testudines; Testudinidae.
CGGGCUCCACCCAAGGCCAGGCUGCGCGGAGCCCAGCCAGAGGCAGCGGGCAGGGGGCCCCGGAGGCAGCGCACCAGCGGAGCCGCCAUGGGGCUGGAGAAGGAGACGGGGGACACGAAGAUCUUCAUGGCCGAGGACAGCUUCGGGCGCCCCGGCGGCCCCGCGCUAGCGGGCCCGGAGAACGGCCCCGGCAGAGACCCGCAUGGGCUGAACACCCACCUGAAGCUAGGAUUUGAGGAUGUCCUAGCAGAGCCUGCAUCAUUUCACUCCUUUGACAAAGUUUGGAUCUGCAGCCACGCUCUCUUUGAGCUCAGCAAAUACGCACUGUACAAGCUCCUGACUCUCUUCCUUGCUAUCCCACUGGCUCUGGUUGCAGGAAUUGUCUUUGCAGUACUCAGCUGUCUGCACAUCUGGAUUGUGAUGCCUUUUGUAAAGACCUGCCUCAUGGUCUUGCCUUCAGUGCAGACUGUAUGGAAGAGUGUGACGGAUGUUCUUAUUGCACCGUUAUUUCACAGCCUAGGCCGAUGUUUUGCUACAGUCAAUAUACGCCUGGACCAAGAGUAAACAUCGGGGAUACAAUUCUGCUGUAGUCUUAGAUGGUGAUAUGCCUCUUUGAUAAUGUAACAUAGGUGCACUUAUUCAUUCAUUCCAAAACUGUUGGGAUUAAAAUAGCUGGUUUAAAAUGGGGACACAUUAUUAUUUUUUUUAAAAAUCAUUUACUUUCAGGGGAUCAGUUUAAAAUAAACUAGACUAUUUUCAUAUCUAACUAUUUUAAAUGACAGAAAAAGUGUGGAGUAUUUUGGCAACGCUUUAUUUUAAUGGUACAUUGAUUGCCAGGUUGCAGACAAAUUCAUGUGGAGGUAUAUGUGACCACCACAAUAGUAUCAUAGAAAAUUGCUGUGGCCAGUUUUGUUACUUUGAAUACUAGUGAAAUUAGUAGUGAUGUGACACACUGGGCCAAACUCACUUCUAGGGUUUCAGAAAUGGGUCUGGCCCACUAUUCAGCAUAAUACAUGGAAGGUUGUAUGCUCAGUUCUCAUUGUCAGCAGGAGUCGUGCCUGCAACUCCCUGCAUGAUACAGUACUGAUGUGCAUGGAUAAUAUUCACUCAGCUCCCAUUACUGCUUUGUAAAUCUCCCAUAUAUCAACAGAGAAAAGUUCCCCAAAGUUUACCCCUUAAAAUAAGGUGUUAGCUAAUGGUUUGAGACAAUCAGCUAAUCUAUAUAUAUUAUUUAAUGAGAUUUUAAUUUUGCUGUAUAUUUUGUAUUUUAUGUAAAUGUUACUUUAUCAGUUUUCCUUGAGGCAUUAUUUCUAAAGCAUUUGUAUACUUGCGGAAUUAUUAUGCUGAUGAAGUUUGACACUGCAGAAGAUUGAAUAAGAUUGGUGAGAUUUUACUGACUAGAUUACACAGAUCUUUGGAAAUGCUGCUGUGCAAUCCAAGUAUAUAUUAUUUUCGUAAUUGAAUGUGAAAGCAGUGCACACAAAUGUUUUCAUACAAGAUUAUGCAGAGAGUUUUGAAAUACAUAUUUAUGAGCAUUGUUCUGUUUUUUUAAUUAAAAACAGGCUGUAAUAAAUGCAACCUUGCCUGUUUCUGUGUAUUAUCAGCAACAUUGUGAUAUUUGAAAUAAUAUACACUAUUCUGGCACUUUUAUUAGGUGGAAAGCAUUCUCUCUUAUUUCAAGCAAGUGGACAUAUUUAGUAUGCUUGUCCAAUUCUCUCCACACAUUUAAUUGACUCUGGUAAAUGCUUAUUUAUUACUUUUAAAGUCUAACUAUAAAAGAUAGUUUUCCCUCCUGCAUUUAAUACAGCUUUAUAAACCAGAAUAGCGUGUAAACAAAGGUACAUGAAAAUUAUAUUGAUUUUUUUAUGGGGUGCUUGCUACUGAUUUAUAUAAAUGCAGAUGAAUAAGUUACAACUGUAAAAUGUUUAUAAUAUGGUGCAAUAUGUUUUCCUCUGAAGCAAUGUCAUACAUUCCUUAUCAUAUAUGAGGUAAAUAAUAAAAUAAAAAAAAUAGCUUUUUCAAUUUUUGGUAGCCCAAUUUACUCAAUCAUCUUUUUUUGUCUUGGUUAGAUAGAUGACCAAUCUCUAAAUAAUUUUUAAAAACUUUUUUUUAAAUGAAUGUAGGCCACUUGUGCAACUUUACAGUAACAUAUGGUAGGAGAAAGAUGGUGUAAAUGGACACAGCUCCACUGAUCUUGGUGAUGUUUCACCCAUUUACAAUAGUAGAGAAUUUGUCUCCCUAUGUAAGUUUUAGAACCACUCAUAAGUUCAAACUUAGCAAGUAAGACAGAAUACUUUCUUCUAAAAUCAUGUUAAUAUUCUCUAAAAUAGAUUUCCCAUUGAAGAACUUUGGCUACAUGCCAAAUGAUUUUGGGGUGUGGGGGGGAAACAGUACACAUUUCAUAGCAUAUGAAACAGAGCUUUAUUUAAUGAGCUGCAAAACAUUUUCAUUCACCACCCAGUAGUAAAUUAACUAAUAUACAUUAUGUAGUCUUUGCACUUCAAAAAUGCACUUUUUCCAUAGGUAGCAAUUGGAGAUGGACUCAAACCAAAGUUCUAGAACUGCACACUUUCACAUUCAAAUAUGGAUCUUAAUACACAUAGCUGGUCCCUAUUGCGCUAGUCAGAAAUUCCCACCCCUUCCAAAUUAAAAAUGUAAAUGAAAAUACGUUCUCCAAAAAUUUUCAGAUUUUUGUUAAAAAACGGAAAUAUUUUUGGCUUUUUGACAAUCAAAAACCAAAAAUUUUCACCUUUUGUUUUACCUGCACAUUUUUUACCUGCAUAUUUUUCAGAAAAAGUCCAUUCUGUAGAAAAAACUAUUUUGCAUCAAAAAGGUUUUGACAGAAAAUUGGUGACCAGCUGUAGUCCUUAUCUCUGAAAUGUGCUGAACCAGUACCCCAUCAAUGAAUAGCACUAAGCUUUGAGGAAGUCCAGCUCUGGAUCCAAACUUUGAUUGAGGCCGAGUGACAACUGAUUUGCUCUUCGUCACAAGCUAAUGGAUACAUGCAUUCUUAAAAAUAUCUUGCUGAAGUCAGCAGGGCUCUAAACUGUCAAAGUGAAUCUAGAAGACUGAUCUGGGUUGUUCUUUCUUAGAUUGAUUUUUUUUCACCAUUACUGUAACUAUAUCACAAGACAAAAAGCAAGCUUAUAAUGAAGAACAUCUCAUUAAGGAAAGUAUAUAUAGUUUUAAAGCUGUCUUGUUUCUUUUCUGUUUUAGGACCAAUAAUUUUCUUUGGAGCAGGUAUACCUCUGCUUAUAAAAGUGUUGCUUCCAUCCUUAAGAAAACUGUCGGGGGUGGGGUUGUUUUGUAUUUUGUUUUGUUUUUGUCAUGUAAAAUAUUUAUAUCUUCUAAAUUUUGAAAGAUCAGUGUUAUGAAAAAGGAGGACAGAAUCAUAGAAAUGUAGGACCUAAGUUCCCUCUAAGAUGCACACCUGUGCAGCCAUGCAGGAGGCCACCAAGGGCUAUCACCUAACUUCCCCCAGCCCUGGGGCUGUGGCAUGGUAAGAAGAGACACCUCUUCCUCUGAGCUCCAGAGCUGCAACGGGCAGAGGACUCCCCCAGCCCAGGGGCUGUGGCAGGGAGAGGUGUCUUUUCCCCAGCCACAGCCUUGGCGCUACUGUGGUGGGGGAGAAGUGCCCCUCCCUCAGCCCCAGAGCUACUACGGCAGGAAGAGAGGCUCUCCCCUAGUCCAGGUGAUGCUGCAGGGAGAGAGGGCUGAGGGGAGUCCUCUCCCCACUGCAGCUCCAGGGCAGCCUG